AUGUGCGUGAAUUGGGCCAGGUCCUACCCGCGGAGCCCCAAAAAGAACUGGCGUAUUGCACACAGCUACCAACUGAAGGGCUGGGUGGACGUAACCUACCGGUCCCAGUUGGUGACGCAGAUGUUGUGCCCUAUUUUGGACCCCAUCCCUUUCCCAACCCAUCCCCAUAAAACAAAGACUCAGGCACCCGCUUCACCCUCUUCUUUACCUUGGCCAGACGAUGAACGGGCUGCGGUUGAAAGGCGAAAUGUGAAAGGCAACUGGUGGACCAUUGUCACCGCUCUCUUUGUCCUGUGUGGCACGCUGGCAUCAGCUCCGUCGUACAUUGUCCUGCGGCCCAACCCUGAGGGGGAGGGGGAAGCACCCUUUUUUUUUUUCUGUUUUGCUUUUGGUGACACGGUGCUUUUGGUGUAA
Messenger RNA from Trypanosoma rangeli, 414 nucleotides. RefSeq lists its product as uncharacterized. NCBI's taxonomy places the organism in Eukaryota, Euglenozoa, Kinetoplastea, Trypanosomatida, Trypanosomatidae. The record is from RefSeq and is a predicted model, not a curated record. The transcript has a single exon. Bases 1 to 414 code for a protein of 137 amino acids.